Pocillopora verrucosa is the source of this 1661-nucleotide messenger RNA. NCBI's taxonomy places the organism in Eukaryota, Metazoa, Cnidaria, Anthozoa, Scleractinia, Pocilloporidae. The record is from RefSeq and is a predicted model, not a curated record.
AUGGAGUAUCUGGGGGAAAAGUUCACAGAACUUACUGAAGAAGUGAAAAAGUUGACAAAACCACUGCAAGAAGAUACAGAAAAGAUUACUAAUAUUUUGAAGAAGUACGAGGAGAUCCUCUAUAAAGAGGGAGCAACGUUUAAGGAAUAUGAUGAAUUAAGCCAAUUAUCCCAAACCCUCACCAAAGUAACGACUGAUUUAAAGAAUGUUCGUGAAAAGGAAACCUCGAAAGAUAUAGUCAUUCAAUUUGUCGGAAAAACCAGCAGUGGCAAAUCAUCUCUCAUAAACGCCCUACUCCGCAAAAGUCGUCUGCCUAUUGGAUUCAUGCGAACAACCAUGUGUUUUACUAUAGUUUGCUGCACCAAGAAAAGCGAGUGGAGCAUUGAAAUAAUUGGCGAAGAUGGAAGCAAAGAGAUUCUCUCAGUGGGAACUGACGACAAGACUGUAAGCAAUCUUUUGAAUAAAAUGAGUGGUCGAAAAAAUGAACAGCGACGGGAAGAGAAAGGAAUCGAUCGAUGCACCAUUGUACGAGUCAAUUGGCCUCUGAACCAAUGCAAAACGUUACCACGAAACGUUGUCUUGUGUGACACACCCGGCUUAGGAGAGAAUGAUGAAGACGAUGAACUCACCACUCAGAGGGGCGAAAAAGCAGACAUAAUUGUAGCCGUUAUGGAUUCCAUGUCACCGUCAUCAGGGAGACUCAUUAACCUGGUGAAAAGAGUUGGCUGUCAAUUCCCUUUUGCCGUCUUCACAAAGUGGGACGAAUGCUUAAGAAAAGCGCGGGAAAAAGGAGAACACGCCAUAAAAAAUGCGGAAAAAAUGGCGAAUGAUUACGAACAGGAGUUCUGCGAAGCGGUUCAAGAGAAAGGCGACGUUUACUUCGUGAACGUCCAAGACUUUGGAAAUCCUGAUGAUAAAUUUCGUCAGUUCGAGGACAAACUGGCCAAGAGUGUAGCAAAGUUAAAGGUAGAGUCACUUACUCAGCAAGCGAAAUCUGUCGCUUUGGAUUCCAGGAAGGUCUGCACAAAGCUAAAAAAUAUGGUCGACGCCACACAGAGAGAAAAAUUAAAUAGUCUGGGAAAAAAGUUGGAUUUUGUGCAAAAAGACAAGGAGACUACCCGUAAAGCUUUUGAUGACACCGAGAGUAGUGAUAAAGACCUAGAAAUUUUAACCAACAAGGCAGUCCAACGGUUUCUUAAGGAAUUUGAAAACGACUUAUUACAGGGCAAAUCAGAAGAAAAGGAGGGCAAAUCAGAAGAAAAGGAGGGCAAAUCAGAAGAAAAGGAGGGCAAAUCAGAAGAAAAGGAGGGCAAAUCAGAAGAAGAGGCUGUCAAAGACUUUCUCGACAAAAUCAAUGAGGAAAUCAAACGCAGUAUGGCACACAAAAGAGAUGCAAUUGUUUUAGCCUUUCAAGAGUUGAAGAAAAACAUACAGUCCACAAGAUUCAGUCUCCUAAUAUGCCCUCGUCUCAAACACUUCCGCAGCUUACAAACCAAAGAUUACCUGAAGACCAAUACAAAUGGUGUCGCGAUGUUAAUUACUACCUCACAAAUAACUACAUCUGUGUAACCCUUGCUGGUUUCGUAAUUGUCGGAACUCCUUUCCUUUUAGCCGGUGCCAGUUUAGGUACGUGAGUCGAAAUCAAACUUUUCAAGUUAGAG